This is a messenger RNA of Malurus melanocephalus (red-backed fairy wren), 512 nucleotides long. RefSeq names its product mitochondrial ribosomal protein S21 (gene MRPS21). Gene Ontology annotation, cellular component: ribosome. The transcript has 2 exons. The record is from RefSeq and is a predicted model, not a curated record. Lineage: Eukaryota; Metazoa; Chordata; Aves; Passeriformes; Maluridae. Bases 213 to 476 code for a protein of 87 amino acids. Gene Ontology annotation, molecular function: structural constituent of ribosome. Gene Ontology annotation, biological process: translation.
GGAACGGGAGGCUCUGUCCGUGUCCCGGGAGGAACGGGAGGCUCUGUCCGUGUCCCGGGAGCGGGGAGGGAACGGGAGGCUCUUUGGUGUACCGGGAGCGGGUGGGGAAGGAGCCGCCCCUCGCUGUCCCGGGGCAGUUCCGGGGCUCUCCGCGCUCCGGGGCCGCUCGGUCCCAGCCCAGCCUCCCCACCCGGUCCCGCAGCAGCGCGGCCAUGGCGAACCACCUGCGCUUCGUGGGCCGCACGGUGAUGGUGCACAACGGCAACGUGGAGGCGGCGUACGGCGUCCUCAACAGGAUCCUGGCGCAGGACGGCGUGGCCGAGGCCGUGCGGCGCUCCCGSUACUACGAGAAGCCGUGCCGGGCGCGGCGGCGGCGGGCGUUCGAGGCGUGCCGGCGGGUUUACUGCGCCGAGAUGGGCCGCAGGAUCGCCUUCCUGGCGCGGAGCAGCCGCCCGGACCCGUGGCUGGGCUGCUGAGCGGGACCGGCCGCAAUAAAGGCGCUGCAACACUGA